AUGGAUUAUAUUCCAUAUUUAUUAAAAAUUUAUAAAUUAGCAAUAGAUCAUAAAUCUUAUCUUUUAAAACAACCAUUAAUGAUUUAUAUUCAUUGGCCAUUUUGUAAAAGUAAAUGUACUUAUUGUAAUUUUAAUAAGUAUAUUAACCCAAAACCUGAUCAUGAACGAAUGAAAAAUUCUUUAAUUUCUGAAAUAAAGGAUUAUGUACAAAAACAUGAUAUGAAAGGGAGAAUCAUUCAUAGUAUUUAUUUUGGAGGAGGCACACCAAGUUUAGCAUUGCCAUCUACUUUUGAAGCAAUUUUAAAUACAAUUGCUAAUGAAUUCAUAUUACCUUCUAACACUGAAAUAACUAUGGAGGGAAAUCCGACGUCAACAGAAACGGGAAAAUUACAAAAUUUUCAUUCAAUAGGAAUAAAUAGAUUGUCACUUGGUUUACAAUCUCUUAAUGAUAUGGAAUUAAAAAGAUUAGGUAGAGAUCAUACAUCAAAAGAAGCCAUUAGUGCAAUAAAAGAAUCUAUUAAAAUUUUUAGAGAAAAUGUUACUUUUGAUUUAAUGUUUGGUAGAGAAGGACAAACUGUUGAUGAUUGGAAAGUUGAAUUGAAGAAUGCAUUAGAGAUAGCAUCAGAUCAUAUUUCUUUAUAUGAACUUACAAUCAAAAAAGGAACACCAUUAUAUAAAGAUUUUAUUAAAGGAAAAUUUAAGAAACCCUCAUUUGAUAAUUUAGCAGAUUUAUAUAACAUUACACUAGAUAUUACAAAGUUAUAUGGAUUUCAACAAUAUGAGGUAUCAAAUUUUCAAAGAAAUGAAAAAUACAGUAAACAUAAUUAUGGAUAUUGGAGUGGAUUAGAUUAUUUAGGUAUUGGACCUGGAGCUCAUGGGAGAUUAACAGAUCCAAAAAAUAAAAUGAGAUAUAGAACUAUUAGGAGAUUAUAUCCUGAAAAUUGGAUGAAACAAUGUGAAGAAACUGGAGAAGGUAUAGCAAAAUAUGAACAAAUGAAUUUAGAGGAUAUUAAGAAUGAACUUAUAUUAUUUGGAUUGCGUACAAGAAUUGGAAUACCAAGAAUAAGAUUUAAAAAAUAUUCACAAGGUCAAGAAUUAGAAGAGUAUUUAAAUAUGGAUCAAGUUAAUAGGUUUAUUAAAGAUGGUUUUUUAAUUUGGGAGAAUAAUAAUAUUGAGCAUAAUAAAGGAUGGAUUUUAAAUGAUUUUGAUGAAGAGAUACAAAAUGGUGGAUUAAGACCUACUAAAAAAGGGUUAGCUCUAAAAGAUAUUUUUAAUAAAAUUAUUGUUAAGAUGGGUUUAGCAGGACCGAAGAUAAAACAAAGGAUACCUGCUGAUCCUAGGAAUUUGACAUGGAGUAAUGACAAAACUCAAUUUGGUUAUAAAAUGUUAUCAAAAAUGGGUUGGUCACCGGGAAAAGGAUUAGGUAUAAAUGAAGAUGGAGAAAAAGAAUAUAUUAAACCUUCAUUCAAACAAGAUAAUCUUGGUAUUGGAGCUACAAAGAAAUCCAUUGAUAAUUGGUUAGAUAAUUCUAGUGCAUUUGAUAAAUUACUUAAAGGUUUAAAUGAUAAAAUUCAAACAACAGAGAAGGUAGAAGAAAGUGAUGAGAAAGAAAAAAAUGGGAGAGUGAGUGAACAAUACAAUAUCGAUGAUAAACCGAAAAUUGAUAAAGUUGAGUCCAAGAAAAAGAAAAAAAAGAAAAAAGAAAAUGGGGUUAAGAAUAAGGAUAAGGAUAUAAUAUCAAUAUCUAAUUUACAACCAUCUUCAUCUUUAUCAACGGUUAAUAAUAUUAGUAAUUCUAGAAGUUUAUAUACAAUUCGUAUGGCGCAUCGAGCUAAAUUUCUUAAAAGUAAAAAAGCAGCUGUACAAAAUUCCGAUAGAUUAAAUGAAAUUUUUGGUAUAAAAUCAAGUAAAGAUUCUAUCAAUGAUUGUAUCAACACGGGAAGUGUUAGUACAACAAAAGAUAUUACAAUAUCAUCCGGUUUUAAUGAAGAAUCUGGUGCGGAAAAUUUUAAAGAUGAAAUAGGAAAAGUUGAUAUUAUAACUAAGGUCAAUGGAAUAAGCUCUCACGAAUAUUUUGCUCAAAAAAUGAAAGGAUUAAGGAUUUCAGGAAUUAGGAGCGAUGGUCUAGCGAACUAUGAUAAUAAGACUAACGAUGAUAUUGACGAACGACCUAGUUUUAGUAUGAAUGAUGAGCAAGACAUAAAAAUAUCCGACAAUUCUUCAAAGUCAACAAAUACUAAUAAAAAAAGGAAAAUUAAUUAUGAAAUGAAUGUUGAUUUGUUAGUUAAUGAUAAUGAUAAUAAUUCUAGUAAUGAUAAAUCAAUAAAAAGAAAGAAAAAAGAAAAAAAAAAGAACAAAAAAAGUAAGGAAUAUGAUAGAAAAGAAACUAGAGAAUAUAGAAACGAGACUAGAAAGUAUAGUAAUUACAAAAAUGAUGGCAAAGAUAAACAUAAAAAGAAGAAAAUACACGUAGAUAAGGAUAAAACAUUAUGA
Rhizophagus irregularis DAOM 181602=DAOM 197198 is the source of this 2493-nucleotide messenger RNA. The record is from RefSeq and is a predicted model, not a curated record. NCBI's taxonomy places the organism in Eukaryota, Fungi, Glomeromycota, Glomeromycetes, Glomerales, Glomeraceae.